CAAUUGUGUUGCCCUACCUUCUUCAGGGUAUAUUUGUAUUAUGUUUCGUGCUUUCCGCCGACUGCCGCGGCUAUAUUAGUAAUCCGUGGCGAUUGUAAGUAAUAUAACCUGGAUAACGUGUUUUUCCUCGUUUGUACCCUAAUUCGCGAUGUUAUCGUUGAUAAAGUGUAGGUAGCCGCGAUUGAUAAGACAGAGUGAUGUGCACUGAAUGCUUUUAUCAGUUAUAAACAGAUAAGGUUGCUUGGAAACGCCGAGGACAAUAAAUAAUCAAAACAUAGCACACAGAUCGCCAAAGUGGAAUGACGUUAUCAAGAUACGCUUACAGAACAUGUCCACUGCUGCUAUUUCUAGUCACCUGUUGCACGAAAGCUCAAGAUUUAAAUAACCCGUACGGCCCUUCUAGCACCUCUAACUACAAUAACCCGUACACGCAGGAGUCGAACUACCAGAACAAUCCGUACAGCAGCAGUGCAAAUCCGUAUUUGCAGAACGAAUACGAUAGGAACGACGUGUACCGAAGAGAUGGAGCAGAUCAGGUAGACAGGCCCGAUCAGUUCGGAAGGACCGACCAGUAUGGUAGAACCGAUCAAUUCGGAAGGAACGACUUGUACGGCGGAAAAGGCAGAAAUGAUAUCAUCGGGCAAGGAGACGCAUAUGGAAACAGGGAUAGCGGUGAAUAUGAUCCUUUCGGAGGUGGCAAUACACCUUCGUGGAGAAACAAACUUGGAGCGAACAUAGGCCACGAAAGCCAUUCCACAAUCAUCAAAGAAGCCACGUACUUCAUCGUCGCCUCUAAAGUCGUUCGUCCAGGCCAGCUGUACAGGGUGUCUGCGAUAGUUUUAAAAGAAAAACAACCGCUGACCGUUAGAGCUUCUAUUCAAAGAAAUGGAGUCGAGGUGUCCGCUGACUAUAAGGAUGUUAAAGAAGGAAUACCUGAAACGCUACUAAUGAGGGUUCCCAGUACCAGCGCUCCGGGCGAAUACAAGCUAAGGGUAGAAGGUCUGUAUGUAGAUGAACUAGGUGGUGCCCAGUUCAUCAAUGAAACCAAUUUGAUAUUCUCACAAAGAUCAAUGACUAUAUUCAUACAGUUGGAUAAACCUGUCUACAUGCAAGGAGAAACAGUCCGAUUCCGUACGAUACCGAUCAACACCGAAUUGAAAGCGUUCAAUGAUGCUGUGGACGUGUACAUGUUAGAUCCUAGCGGGAACAUAUUGAAACGGUGGUUGUCGAGGCAGUCCAAUUUGGGUACGGUCAGCUUGGAAUACCAGUUGUCUGAUCAACCGACGUUCGGCGAAUGGAAAAUCAGGGUAAUCGCUCAAGGCCAAGUUGAAGAAAGCUCUUUUUUGGUGGAAGAAUAUUACCAAACCAGAUUCGAGGUGAAUGUAACCAUGCCAGCUUUCUUCCUAAACACCGACGAGUACGUUCAUGGCAUUAUCAUGGCCAACUAUACCAGCGGAGCCCCAGUAAGGGGCAAUUUGACUUUGAAGGCGACCGUCAGACCUAUCAAACCGAUCGACCCCAACAAAUACACUAAGAAGAACAGACCGAGGCCAGGGGAGCAAAGAAACAAUUUGUAUGAUGCCGACAGACCGUAUGACUUCAACCAAAACCCUAACGAUGUUAAUAAUAACCAGUACGAUUAUGAAAGAAGGGACUAUAAUCCGCCUAUCGUUGAGAAAUAUUUUACGUUCGACGAGGAGAUACCGAGUUGGUACAAACUGCCUUAUAACUACUAUGAGCCGAUCCCCUGCAUGAAAUUUUUCGAAGGCGUUUAUGAGUUCAAGUAUCCAAUCCAAGACCUGUUACACUAUAUAUCAAGUUUGGACGGUAUGGAAAUUGUUGUGACUGCGACUGUCGGUGACAGGCUUCUGGACGAAGUCAUUGAAGGAUUUUCUACGGCAAGGAUAUUCAAUUCAUCCAUAAGGUUAAAGUUUCUGGGAGAUUCGCCUCAGGUUUUCAAACCUGGAAUGCCGGUUACCGCUUACAUUGCCGCGUCUUACUUUGACGGAUCGCCACUGUCGCCGGAAAUUCUGGGGAGCAGCGUGUUGGAGGUAAGCACGUCGGUUGAUAUGCACGCAGGCGGGAGAAGGGACGUGCCUACGAAGCAGCUGUAUCAAAUGGAAGAUAACCCCGGCGUAUGGGAAUACAAGCUGGAUGUCAAGAAGGAAUUAGGAGUUACUGGUCCUAGAGCGUAUGAAGAGCUAAGCACUAUGAAUGCUUUGAGGAUCAAUGCAAUUUAUAAAGAUGGCUACACUGGUCAAAGAGCUCAAGCAGAAUUACUGAUGUUGGCUCACUAUAGCACAAACAAUCAACAUAUGAAAGUUAUAACCAGUACGACUACGCCUAAGGUCGGCGAAUAUAUGAUAUUCCACAUCAGAAGUAACUAUUACAUCGACAAAUUCAGCUACCUGAUCAUCUCUAAAGGCAUAGUUCUUUUAACUGGCGACCAAGACAUGAACGAUUUCGUGAGCACAAUGGCGAUAGUCUUGAGCGCCGAGAUGGCUCCUGUGGCUACAAUCGUUGUGUGGCAUGUCGGCAAACACGGUGACGUCGAGGUUGACAGUUUGACCUUCCCUGUCAAUGGUAUCAGUCGCAACAAGUUCAAAGUGUUCGUCAACAACAAAAAAGCAAGGACUGGGCACAAAGUGGAAGUGGCCAUAUAUGGAGAGCCAGGCUCGUAUGUCGGUCUAUCAGGAAUCGAUCGAGCUUUCUACACGAUGCAAGCAGGAAAUGAACUUACGUAUGCGAAGGUUAUUUCGAAAAUGUCGACGUUUGACGAUGACACGAACGGAACCCAUCAUCUAACGUGGUUCUCGCAUGAGGGCAAUCCUGACGAGCUGGUUUACUUCCCUUCCAGCACAUUUGGUAUUGAUGCGAAUAGAACGUUUGAAUAUCUGGGCCUAGUGGUGUUUACUGACUUUUUGGUGCAUCGAAGACCGUCAUUCUGCAAUGCUACGCAAGGAUAUGGAGAAUGCUUAAACGGACGCUGCUACAAUUUAAGAAAACGCUGUGAUUACUUUAGAGACUGCGAAGAUGGAUCUGACGAGGCAGGAUGCCAUUACGAGAACAUGACUGAACUAGCACUAUUCAGGAAAUUUAGGUUUAACAGGAUACAAAGGCAAUACGAGAACGUAUGGUUAUGGAAAGAUGUGAAUAUUGGCCCGCAUGGCCGUUAUAUUUUCAAUAUCCCUGUACCGUCAAGGCCCGUUCAUUGGAUGAUCUCAGCAUUUUCGAUGAGCCCCUCACUAGGCUUUGGAAUGCUCAAUAAGGCUAUCGAGUAUCUCGGAGUACUACCCUUUUUUAUCAAUGUGGAGAUGCCUAAUAGAUGUAUGCAAGGAGAACAAGUAGGCAUAAGAGUGACAGUUUUCAAUUAUAUGACAGAAAACAUCGAAGCCACGGUUGUAUUGAAUGGAUCUCCAGACUAUAAAUUCGUCCAUGUCGAAGAGAAUGGCAUUGUAAGAGCAUACAAUCCCAGAACGUCAUUUGGAGAACAUCAAUUUUUCAUCUACAUCAAGGCUCAAGACGCAUCAGUAGUAUACAUACCAAUAGUAGCUACAAAACUGGGAGAUAUUGAGGUGACAAUUCAUGCCUCUACACUGAUUGGAAAAGAUCAAAUCACAAAGAAAUUACACGUCGAGUCUGACGGAGUACCGCAGUAUCGUCAUCAAUCUAUGCUAUUAGAUCUGAGCAACCGUGCGUAUGCUUUCCAGUACAUGCACGUCAAUGUGACCGAAACGCCCAUAAUUCCGUACGAGUACGAUCGAUACUACGUGUACGGCUCUAACAAGGCCAGAUUGAGCGUCGUCGGAGACGUUGUUGGACCUGUCUUUCCUACCAUGCCGGUGAACGCCACGUCUCUGCUCAACCUACCAAUGGAUUGUGGAGAACAGAAUAUAUUUUCAUUCGCCGUGAAUAUGUACACCCUUCUCUACAUGAGAUACACACAGAUAAAGAAUAGGACGAUACAAAGCAGGCUUUCCAUCAUAUGAACAUCGGAUAUCAGAGGCAGUUGUCGUUUAUGCAACCUGAUGGAUCGUUCUCGACAUUUAGGAGCGAUUGGAAUCAGUCAGCGUCAUCGGUUUGGUUAACCGCCUACUGUGCAAGAAUAUUCCAAGAAGCCAGCUUCUACGAAUGGGAAAACUACAUAUACAUAGAUCCAGCAGUGAUAGCCAAGUCGGUGGAAUGGGUGCUGAAACAUCAGACGCAAGAAGGCGCUUUCUGGGAAGAAACUUGGGUGCCUGACAGAAAGUACAAUCUAACGCUGAACAUUGACAAUGAUCCGAUCAAGUAUAGGAAUAUCACGCUUACGGCUCACGUGCUUAUUAUGUUGGAUACUGUGAAAGACUUGACAAGUGGGUUGAGUUCGCGAGUGGCGAUAGCGGCGAAGCGGGCGAUCUAUUGGCUGGAGCGCAACAUGGACCUGCUGAAGGAGCGCGGCACACCGUUCGACGUCGCGAUCGUGGCGUACGCUUUGAUGAAGGCGAAGGCGCCUAACGCGGACGCCGCCUUCUUGGAGCUGUCCAAGAGGCAACGAUUCGAAGGCGGUUUGCUUUAUUGGGGACGACACGCUAUACCGCAGCCGCCGUACAAGAUCGAGAACCAGAAGCCGUUCUUGCUGCCCCGGCUGCCCUACGAAUACGAUUCGGAGAACAUUGAAGCGACAGCGUACGCGUUGAUGGUAUACGUGGCAAGACAAGAAAUCUACGUGGAUAACAUAGUGCGAUGGUUGAAUACCCAACGAUUGACUGAUGGUGGUUGGGCGUCAACCUCGGACACUGCCAAUGCUAUGCGCGCAUUGAUUGAAUAUACAUCUGCUCAGAGGAUCCGAGAUAUUUCCAGCCUUUCCGUCAUCGUCGAAGCGACCGCGUUGCCAGGAAAGACUCAGGUUCUUUACGUUAACGACAAGAACAGAGUCAACUUGCAGUACAUCGAUAUACCGAACGCGUGGGGCACAGUGAAGGUGCAAGCUAAAGGUACAGGUUACGCGAUUCUCCAGAUGUCCGUCCAGUACAACGUCGACGUAGAACGGUUUCAGACGAAGCCUCCAGUGCAGGCGUUCGACCUCGUCACAAAACAGUUCUUCAGCGGCAGAAAUCAGUCGCACAUCACAUACGUCAGCUGUCAAAGUUGGAACCAUCUGAACGAAUCGGAAAGAUCCGGAAUGGCUAUACUUGACGUUACCGUCCCUACUGGCUACAUUAUCCAACAACAAGACUUGGACGCGUACAUUUUAUCUAGAAGGGUCAGAAACUUGCAACGAGCAAAAUACCUAGAAAGAAAAGUUUUGUUCUAUUUCGAUUAUUUGGAUAGCGAACAGAUUUGCAUAAAUUUCACGGUGGAAAGAUGGUAUCCAGUAGCCAAUAUGUCCAGAUACUUGCCUAUUCGCGUCUACGAUUACUACGCUCCAGAACGGUUCAACGAAACGAUAUUCGAUGCUCUAUCUACGUACGUGCUGGACAUCUGUCAAGUGUGCGGCAGCAGUCAGUGUCCAUACUGCCAUAUCUACAACAUGGCUGCCGACGUGCCGAUACCGAUUUACGUCAUUUUAUUCGCGAGUCUCACGUUAGUUGUACGACAUUUACGUUUACAAGAAGUGAUAUCGUAAACGAAUGUACUGAAUAUUUUUUAUAUACACACGGUCGGAACAACUGAAUUUGUAUUAAAAUCUUUAUAAUCCAAAGAGAGUAGCCCAGUUGUUUUGGGAUGUUUUCGGGUUACCAUUUAGUCUCUAGCGACCCUAGUACAAAGUAGUUCCGAGUGCCUAACUGAAGAUUUCAAUACAAAUUUGAUAGAUUUCCAUAUGGAUAUACAUAUGGACAAUUUAUACAGAAACGUUUUUUUACGUUGAUGUUCAAUAUCGAACAAUUCAUUUUUUUUUAAUUAACUACGAUUUGCGCAUCGAUAAGAAAAUGUUUCAUAUAAAACUUAUGAUGCGUAAACAAAUAUAUUUCAUAUACAACUUUCAGAAUUAAACCGUUAUUUUUACUGAAAGUAUAAGGAUUAUAAAACCUGAUUUAUAUUUUACCUAUCCAACACUGAGCUACUUUAUUAAAAAAAAUCAUCUUGUGUUACUCAUCACGUAAAAUGUAUCUUGUACGUGUUCUUCUUUCCAAGUAGUGGUCUUAGUCUAUCCAAGGUGCUGUCUACUUAAUUUCGUGUUCAUCGCUUCAUGAAUCUCAAAACAAUUUUUUAGUGUCUGCGGCAGCUGUAUCGAAUUUUGUCAUAUUUUUUUGAUCAAAGUUGAUUCAUUUUGGAUUUUUUUAUAUCUCAAGAUGUAAUUUGAAAAUAAUAAUGCUAUCGUCAAUGUUAGUACAGUAAUGAUUCUAGCUAUUUAUUUGAGUAUAGCCAAUGUUACACAUAUAGGUAGAAGAAUAUAAUUACAACUUUGAAUGUGAAACUGGAGUUUAUUUGUGUUCUACUUUGUUAGCGAUUCAGCAACUGUUCCCGUAUAUGAUUCCCCUGAACAUUUAAAAUGUGGUUUAUUCUUUUACACAUUGGAAUAUUUGAUACAGUUUAAGAAUACUGCUGUAUUUGAACUAGAUAUAACCGAUUAAAGUGGAACCAUUUCUGAUCUGCAUAGCUUAUGGAACCUCAUCAAUAUUGGAGUUUGUUGGUUAUAUGUUCCCUUGCACUUAGCUAUUUCUCAUUAAUCUGAAGGUUUUCGGACUUCCUAAAAUGCACUUUUUUUUUGGCGAUGGUUCUAUUUUAAGCUAGACCAAAUGAUAACCAACCGUAUUCUUUUCAUAACAAUGACAUUUAAAUUUGUCUUCUGGUUCUGAUUCUGAUCUGUCACAUAUUUAUGUCGUGCAUUUAGUGCGAAUUGCAAUUAUGGAGCAAUAAUCUGUAGUUUUACUGUUUUAGUUUCAGUCUAGUUAGACGUCAUCUAUCAGAUUAGGGUGAGUCACAUACCACGCAAAGUUAACUAGUACCAGCUAGGUACAACUGAACAUAACCUCCCCCAAACGUACCUUAAUUUUUGAAUCAAGUUUAUUUUUUGAAUAUUCUUCUACUGUUUCUAAGGUGUUCGGUUAGUUAUACUCACAAAAGUAUGCAGUUAUUUUGUACAGCUCGAAAUCGAGCCAAUGUUGAUUAGAAUAGGAAUUAUACUGUGCAUUUCAAAAAAAGGUAUUUACUAUUAUUUGAACUGAUUGAGUUAGCGGGCUGGAAUUCGGGGUGAUGAAUUUGAUAUACAGGGUGUCAUAUCAUCAAAACUAGGUAAAGGAUAUUUAAAAUAAACCAUUUUUUUUUUAUUUCAAUUGUUUGUAUGAACCUUCUGUCUUAAAAUUACUCAAAGAAUAUUCUGUUAAAUUUAUGACAUAACACACACCCUGUAUAAAAGUGACCAUUGAAAAUCUAUUUUUCUGAAUGAAAUGGGGGGUCUUGUGAGCCCAUUUUGAAGAUUCUUAUCAGUACCUUAUAACUCUAGAGUAGAAAUAAAAUAUUUCAAACUGGCAAUCUUCCACAAUUGUGCAUUCUUGUACAUGGAAUCGCUUAUAACUCAACAACUAAUCGUCAAAAUGCUAAAUUAAUUAUCAUGUAUCAAUUUCAGCACCCCGAAUUAGAACUCACUAACUUGACACGGAUGACUUUCUUUGAAAAGCACUGUAUAAUUAAUUGUUGUUUUCACAACUUCACUCUAUUCGUUAUGAACAAUCCAGUGUUGAAUGGAUUUUUUUUUUUGUAUUGCAGCAGAAACUUUUUGAGUACAGUACACUUUUUGGCACAUAUCGUAAGAUGAAUCUCAGAUUUUGCUGAUAUUAGCAGGUAAAAUGUAUAAAUAUAUUUUUGUAGUUGUCAAAAAUUUCCGUUGAUCAAAAAUCAUAUCAAAUACUCAGUAAUGUGACCUUUACAAUGUGGCUGAUAUCAGCUGUGAGCGUUGUGCUCGUUUAGUCUCAAAAACAAACCGUCCAAUCGACACCGACUUAGUUGGUGUGCAGCUAGAUAUAGAGGAAAAGCUAUUUAAUAUAUUCUAGUAACUAGUAUUCUAAUAUUCACCAUAUUUCAUUAUUUCUCACUUUUAUAAUUGAAAAUGUAUAUUCAGUUUUGCAAUAAGAAUAAAGAUCGAUUAGUUUGUGUAGGUUUUAACAGAACGUAGAUAUUAUUUUAACAUUUAUCGAUAUCUUAGUGCUGUAAAUAUGAUUGUUUUAUUUAGGUUUAUCGUAAAAUGGAUAUUGAUUUGCUGUAUUAUCUUAGAAGUAUUGAAAGAUGUUUGUACACAUGUUGAAAG
Messenger RNA from Acanthoscelides obtectus, 8227 nucleotides. NCBI's taxonomy places the organism in Eukaryota, Metazoa, Arthropoda, Insecta, Coleoptera, Chrysomelidae. The record is from the annotation of a GenBank genome assembly.